CACGCACAUAUGCACGCAUACACAUGCACAUACGCUCGCACACACACACACACACUCACACACAAAUACGCCCAAUAAAUUACAGUGGCAAGCAGCGUACACAUAGAAGUUUUAUAACAAAAAAGCAAAGCAAAUUAAUAUAGGAAUAUAUAUAAAUUUAUAAAUAUAUGAAAUCAGGGCAUAUUAAGGCGUUUUAGUACAAGCAAUCAAAAACAUUCCAAAAUAACAGAGUUACAACCUUGCUGCUGCUGCUCUGUUGCAGUGUAACCAAAGUGUAGAAAAUAAAACGAAAAAAAAAAAACAAAAAAAAAUAUAAAACGCCGAAACACAUUUAUCAAUUAUGAAUUUCUUGGGCUUUGGCCAAUCAGCCGAAAUCGAAAUUGUCUUCGAUGGCGCGGAGAGUAAGAAAACCGCCGAAGUCAAAGGCGAAGACGGCAAAGUGGAAAAGAUGCUCCUCUUCUACGAUGGCGAAACAGUCUCCGGCAAGGUAAAUGUGACGCUGAAAAAGCCGGGCAGCAAGCUGGAGCAUCAGGGCAUUAAGAUUGAGUUUAUUGGACAAAUUGAAUUGUUUUAUGAUCGGGGUAAUCACCAUGAGUUCAAGUGCCUAGCCAAGGCAUUAGCCCGUCCUGGCGAUCUGAUCCAGAACAACAGCUAUCCCUUCGAUUUUCCCAAUGUGGAGAAACAGUUCGAGGUUUACGCCGGCUCCAAUGUGCGUUUGCGCUACUUUCUGCGGGCGACAAUUGUGCGAAGGAUUAGCGAUAUCACGCGAGAGGUGGACAUCGCCGUGCACACGCUCUGUAGCUAUCCGGAAAUGAAUAAUCCCAUCAAAAUGGAGGUGGGCAUCGAGGAUUGCCUGCACAUUGAGUUCGAGUACAAUAAGAGCAAAUACCAUCUGAAGGAUACGAUCAUUGGGAAAAUCUAUUUUCUGCUCGUCCGCAUCAAGAUCAAGCACAUGGAGAUUGCGAUCAUCAAAAGAGAAACGACCGGGACUGGCCCCAACAUCUUCAACGAGAACGAAACGAUUGCCAAGUACGAGAUUAUGGACGGAGCGCCGGUCAAAGGCGAAAGCAUACCCAUACGAGUAUUCCUGGCUGGAUAUAAUCUUACGCCGACCAUGCGGGACAUUAAUAAGAAGUUCUCGGUCAAGUAUUUCCUCAAUCUGGUGCUGAUGGACACCGAGGAUCGGCGCUACUUCAAACAACAGGAGAUAACGCUGUGGCGCAAGGCUGACAUACCACGCUACCAUGUUGCCCAGCAGCAGCAUCAGCAGCAAUCGCAUCAUCAGCAUCAGCAUGUUCCACUGCAUGCGCCGCCACAUUUGGUCAGCGGUCCCGCUGCGCCCACCGUCGCGCACUCACUGAUCAGCAGCAGCACGGAUAGUGAGGGCGCGGCCAUUGGCAGCUCCGGCGCCCAAGCCGAAUCCAAAAUGGGCCUGUUUACGCGUGAGAGUCCCAACCAGGAGUUUAGCCAACAACAGCUCGACUCUCCACUGCCCAACUCGCCGAUGACGCCGGGCAACGAGAGCCACGUGAUUGGAGCAGCUGCUGCUGCUGAACGGGAGCGUGGCAUGGGAGAUGGCGCUGCGGCAGCCACAACAAGUGCCUCGCCAGUGGCCAUGCUAUCCAGCACGCCACCGCCGCUGCUCAGCGCUGGACCAGCAGCUGGAAGCUUAACUGAUGUUGGAAUAGGAACUGGAACAAUGGAGCCUGUAUUGCAUGCUGCAGGCGAUGGCAAUAUGGAUUUGGAUUUGAGCGAGGAGCAGCCGCUGCAGGAGGAGGACGUGCAAGAAGAGCAACAGCAGCAGCAGCGAUCACAGUUGGUGCCAGAUGAUGAACUAACGGACGUGGCGCUGCCAACGCCUCCAGCUUCAGCUGCAGCACCAGGCAAAAAGGUGAACGCAUCGCCUCUGAGUGCGGAUUGAGUGCCAGCCAGCAUAUGCUUAUGAUUUCCGCAACAACAACAACAUCAACUCAAUGGCUAGCGAUAGC
Messenger RNA from Drosophila hydei, 1988 nucleotides. RefSeq names its product vacuolar protein sorting-associated protein 26 (gene Vps26). Gene Ontology annotation, biological process: intracellular protein transport; retrograde transport, endosome to Golgi. Bases 341 to 1921 code for a protein of 526 amino acids. Gene Ontology annotation, cellular component: endosome; retromer complex. NCBI's taxonomy places the organism in Eukaryota, Metazoa, Arthropoda, Insecta, Diptera, Drosophilidae. The transcript has 2 exons. The record is from RefSeq and is a predicted model, not a curated record.